ACCUUUCAGCUCGGAACGAUUGGCGGGUUCCGGCGAUGUGGGACCGGAUUAGCGGCGGACCGGGGCCUAGGAAAUCCGGAGCACCGGCGGCGGCGGAUCGUGGGGCUGGAGUCACCAGCGGGAGGCAGAUGUCCCUUGUUUUGAUCUCGCUGAAGAAUGUAAUGGUGCUUUAUUGGAAGUAGAAAGAGAUCAGCCUUCAGGUGACAUUCGACCGCUAUGACAACACAUAGUUUCAAAAACAGCAAGCAAGAAUUUAACUUUGGACCAUGGAAACUAACUGCCAACAAAAGCCAUAUUAUGAAAUCAAAGGACAUUGAAAAGUUAGCUCAGGAAAUGAAAAUGCAUUCCCUUCCAGAGAUGUUGUUUGGUGAUAAUGUCUUAAAAGUGCAACAUGCGGGAGGAUUUGGAAUUUCAUUUAAUGCUACAGAUGCCUUAAGGACAGUGGAUAACGGCCAUGGCACAGUGAAAGUUGCAUGUGCGGAGGCAUGGCAAGAAAGCAGGGCCGAUUCCGAACACUCUAAAGAAGUUGUUAAACCCUAUGAUUGGACUUUUACUACAGAUUAUAAAGGAACAUUACUUGGUGACGAGUUAAAGCUAAAGGUUACUCCUACAACUGAACGUAUUGAUUUGGAAAAAUUGAAAACGAGAGAGCAGAUCAUGUAUUUUGAGGAAGUUUUGUUGUUUGAAGAUGAACUUCAUGACCAUGGUGUCUCCAUGCUCAGUGUGAAAGUGAGAGUGAUGCCAUCUAGUUUCUUUGUGCUGCUGCGGUUUUUCUUGAGAGUUGAUGGAGUACUCAUACGAACAAAUGAUACGAGAGUUUAUCAUGAGGCUGACAAAAACUACCUUCUCUCUGAAUACAGCUCCCGGGAAAGUAGUAUAUCUGCUCUUCAGAAUGUUCCACAGUAUCUUUUUACUGAUCCGAAUGAGAUCUCAAAGUAUUUACCCCUGAAAAAGCUAAUCUGCGAGAAGUUGGAAUUCCCGGAAGGUGUGGAUAACAACACUACAUUUGAAAAUAUGCAGAACUGCGUUGCAGGCAGAGAAUCAAGACAGACGUGACAUUCUGCUACAGAAAGAGAGGAGUUGUGUGCUCUUUAUAAGUAAUAGACGAGUAUAAUCCUAUUUGAUUUACUUUAGUAGCUGCCAGUAUACUACUAAAAAACUACUGCAGUGAAUUUUGUGUUGUAAAGCUGCAGCUAAUGUUCUGACAGCUGUAACGGGACUAUUUAUCAAAAACAACAUUUAUUUUCCGGCUUGCUUUAAGAAUUCAGGCUUAGUUGUAGAAGCCAAAAUAUUGUGAGCAGUGCAGCUUUCAGUCUGAUUUUUAUGUGCAAGUUAUUGAUGUUUCUAUUUUUUUUGCUAAUGAAAUCUUGAAUCUAUUCAAGUUCUGUAAAGACAGAUGGAAUUUUUAACUGGUUAUUUGUAAUUAAGGUGAAAAUUAGUUGAUUUACAACAGGUUGAUUGAAACAGCAUGGUUCAUAAUGUGCUGUAGUAUGGGAAUAUGCUUGAACAGUACCACAGCAUUUGUACUUGUUUGUCACUAACACAACCCCCUUGCAUAUGAGUAAAUUUCAACAUUUGUCCACAUAGCCAAUAUCACAGGCAGCCAUUUACUGCAAGUUACCUUUGUGCAGUUUUGUAUUACUGAUCAGUUAAUGUAAGCCAAUAAUGGAUAUCAUUAAAACAGUGGAACUGUGUAAACUAUAAAAUCUAAAUAAAGAUUGAUUUCUGAAUAGGA
Messenger RNA from Rhincodon typus (whale shark), 1735 nucleotides. It is a transcript of the gene tiprl, whose product is annotated as TIP41, TOR signaling pathway regulator-like (S. cerevisiae). NCBI's taxonomy places the organism in Eukaryota, Metazoa, Chordata, Chondrichthyes, Orectolobiformes, Rhincodontidae. Gene Ontology annotation, biological process: TOR signaling. The coding region runs from base 217 to 1056 and encodes 279 amino acids. Gene Ontology annotation, cellular component: cytosol. The record is from RefSeq and is a predicted model, not a curated record. The transcript has 9 exons.